This is a messenger RNA of Nilaparvata lugens (brown planthopper), 1318 nucleotides long. RefSeq names its product peroxisomal acyl-coenzyme A oxidase 3. The record is from RefSeq and is a predicted model, not a curated record. Gene Ontology annotation, biological process: lipid homeostasis; fatty acid beta-oxidation using acyl-CoA oxidase. Gene Ontology annotation, molecular function: pristanoyl-CoA oxidase activity; FAD binding; fatty acid binding. Lineage: Eukaryota; Metazoa; Arthropoda; Insecta; Hemiptera; Delphacidae. Gene Ontology annotation, cellular component: peroxisome.
UAUGGAAGGCAUGGAGAUGAAACAUGUGGAGUUGGUUGAGCUGGCCGAUUUGCCGCCUUGUCCCGCCCUCGACAAGUACAGGCAACAGGCUGCCUUCGACUGGAAAAUGAUGCGCACUUUCGUAGAACAACCGCUCGACCUCAAGAUCAAGAUGAACGUGUGGAAAAAGUUGGCAAGUGAUCCGCUGUUCAGCAAGUACAGCGAAGCGAGCAGCACUGACGAGCAGAAGCGCAUCACUUGUCAUCAGCUGGUGCGAUUCGCCAGCACUGGCAUCUAUGACAACCUAGACACAAUGGACUACAAGCAACGGACGAAAUUCAUAAUGUGUGUAAACGAGGCGACCGCCAUGGUGAAUCCUUGUCUGUCGGUGAAGAUAGCGCUGGGCAUCUCGCUGUUCGCCAACGUCAUAUUAGUAGGCUUGGGCACCGAGCGGCACCUGCACUUCUAUCGCGAUGUCUGGGAUGCCAAGAUUCUGAGCUGCUUGGCGAUCACAGAGUUGGCGCACGGAAGUGACACCAAGCGCAUGCGUACUGUGGCCGAGUAUGACCCCAAGACCAGGCAGUUUGUCAUCAACACACCCGACGUCGGCGCCACCAAAUGCUGGGUAGGCAAUCUAGGCAAGCAGUGCACGCAUGCGCUGUUGUUCGCUCAGCUGCUGGCAGGUGAUGGCACCAACCAUGGCCUGCACCUGUUUGUGGUGCCCAUAAGGGACCCCAGCACUCUGCUGCCCUUCCCGGGCAUCACGGUCGGCGACCUGGGUGAGAAGGCCGGUCUGCAUGGCAUCGAUAACGGGUUCAUAAUGUUCCACAAAUAUCGGAUACCGAGGGAAAAUCUGCUAAAUAGAACUGGUGAUAUUACGCCUGAAGGAGAGUACGAGACCUCCUUCUCCGAUCCUCAAAGAAUACUCGGAGCGGCGCUAGAGAACUUGUCGUGUGGCCGCGUGGCCAUAAUGCAGGAGAGCUCGAACACGCUGGCCAAGGCCUGUGUGAUAGCUGUCAGGUAUGCCGCUCAGCGAACUCAGUUCUGCGAUCAGCAAGGCAUUGAGACUCCGCUCAUCGAGUAUCAGCUGCAUCAAUGGCGACUGUUUCCAUACGUGGCAGCUGCCUAUGCGUUGAAGUUCUUCAUCCAGCAGUUCACCGACCAAUAUCUUGACUGUGUCGUCAUCUCAAAAACGGACACGGCUGGAUUCAGGGAUGUGCAAAUGAUGGUGUCAGGCGUGCAUGCAGUGGUUUGCUGUACUAAGCCUCUGUUCACAUGGAUCUGUCGAAAUGCCCUGCAAGAAUGCCGUGAAGCUUGUGGCGGACAUGCAUUUAAAUGA